AUGAUUCCUCCGGCAAAAUUAAAUGAUUUCUUCAACAUCGUCGACGACUUCCUGAAGAAAACUUUCAGAGAUGAGUCGUUUCUAUUCGCUGCAGUCAAGUCCAGGCAGUAUUCCGAGUCUUUUCCGGGUGAACAACUCUUCUUCACCUCCCCGCCUUCGGCGACGACUGACCAGCCCUCGGAUGAGAGCCUUCAAGCAGGAGGAGGCGAGUUGAGGAAAACGCAAAAUUUUAUGUACUUCUCGCCCCGUCUAAUUUUCAACAGAGACGGAGGGUACCAUGGGAAGGUGAAGUUGCACAGUGGUGUUCACGUGCCGCAGGUGUGUCGGUUUGAGCAAGGGAUUGCUGUGAACAGCGAGGGGUUGGCAUCGGGUAGCGUCAAGGUUAGUGAUCUUCUCGAGGGAAUGGAGGUAAAAGGGCGUCUCGCAGUAAACACAAUUGCUCCUCCGUCAAAAGAUGUGUGGUCCGUUGCAAUGGAUUACCAGCGUCGUGACUUCUAUUCCACACUUAACUAUCAGAGGAACGGAUUGGGAAGCAGUGACUUGCUUGUUGAUUGUGGCACGAAAUUUUUUAAUCUUCUUGCGGGUGCCGGAUUUGAGCGGCAGAAAGUUUCGUUUCUUGAGCAACAGGAUCACACCGCGCAGUUGGACGUGCUUUAUGCGGGGGUUGGCUUUACUGGGGUGAAUUGGUCCGUUGGUGCAAAGUUAGUGAGAGCGAACGAUAUGUGGAGCGCGGCACGCAUUGCUUUUUAUCAGCGCGUGGUGCCCGACACAUCGGUGGCCUGCGCAUACAAUUUCGAUAUGGAGGAGUCACGCGUACAUGUCUCGCUGGGAUUUUCACAGGGUUUUCGGCUUCGCGUCCCCACGAUUCUGCAGCAGCGGGCGUGUGAGCAGUUGGACGUAUGGACCGCCAUUCUCCCGUUUGUAGGAGCAUUCAAGGCGGAGAGCGGUGGCUUAUGUGCGGCAACCAUUCGUGGCAUAUUUAAUGGCGUGGUGCAUUGGGGUUUGGUGGCGCAGAAGAACGUGUUGGUGGAGAACAGUCCCAUCCGUUUCGGUCUCACUCUUUCCGUGGAAUCCGGUUGA
Messenger RNA from Trypanosoma brucei brucei TREU927, 1080 nucleotides. RefSeq lists its product as hypothetical. The coding region runs from base 1 to 1080 and encodes 359 amino acids. The transcript has a single exon. NCBI's taxonomy places the organism in Eukaryota, Euglenozoa, Kinetoplastea, Trypanosomatida, Trypanosomatidae. The record is from RefSeq and is a predicted model, not a curated record.